Arxiozyma heterogenica is the source of this 2463-nucleotide messenger RNA. It is a transcript of the gene DPB11, whose product is annotated as protein kinase activating protein DPB11. Gene Ontology annotation, biological process: mitotic DNA replication checkpoint signaling; DNA replication initiation; mitotic G2 DNA damage checkpoint signaling. Bases 1 to 2463 code for a protein of 820 amino acids. The record is from RefSeq and is a predicted model, not a curated record. NCBI's taxonomy places the organism in Eukaryota, Fungi, Ascomycota, Saccharomycetes, Saccharomycetales, Saccharomycetaceae. The transcript has a single exon.
AUGUCAUCAUCUAAAGCACCAUUCAAAGGAAUAUUAUUUUCUAUUUCUGGUAUUUAUGAUCAAAAACGUAAGGAUAUUUGUAAGUAUGUUGUAAAAUUGGGUGGUACCAUCACUGAUGAACUAUUGAAAGUGACACAAGUAUUGAUUAUAGGCGAUGAUCUUAUACGAACAAAUAAGUAUCGUUAUUGCGUUAGACAUAGACCAGACAUUAUUUUCAUUGACUGGAAAAUAAUUUUGGAAUUGUAUGAGUUGUGGAAGAGAGGUGAAGAUAUAACGCAUAAUUACCGUUUUAAAAACAGGGAAAGUGAUCCUCAAUCUCGAAUGUUGUAUCUUUUAAAGAAAGAUUACUCUGAUUUACCCUUUUCUAAGUUUUAUAUUUUUAUUGGCAGAAUACCGUCUAAAAAGCAUACAAUUGAAAAUUUGGAAAAUAUUUGUAAUAAACUUGGUUGUAAACAUAUAGAUUCAAAGACACUUGACACUACUAUAUUAACAAAAAGAGAUCAAUACAAUAUUAUAUUUAUUUCUGGUGAAUCGAACAGUACCAGACAGAGGGCUGCUACCCGAUUUAAUAUACCCAUUAUACAUUAUAAAUGGCUGUUAGACUGUCAAAAAAGAAAUGCAAUAUUAGAAUAUGAUCCAUAUUAUCUUAUAGAAAAUGUACAAGAUAAAUUAUAUGAUGAUAUUGGGAUAGACUCCUGUGAUUGUUGGGAUACAUUAGAGAAAACUAAUCAAAUUACUAUUCCUGAUAAAGAAAUACAAUCUCAAUCAACUCAAACAGAUUUACUACUAAGUAAAUAUAAGCCUCGAGGAGGUAAAUUAUGGAAUAAAGUCAUGUCUAAUUCUGUGACAGACGACUAUCGGAACAAAGAACAAGGACAACUACUAGUUUCUGCAAAGAAUGAAAAUAUCGAGCAUCAUCUUUCUACAAAACGUAAUAAUAGUAAUGUUAAUAGUAGUAGGAGCAUAUAUGAUAAUAAACUUGAGAGCGAAAAUAAAAGUAAAGCUAUGCAAGAAGAAUCACACACUAGUUUGUUUUUUGAUAAUUGUUCAUUUUCUAUACAUGAUAGUUUCCCUUCAAGACAUCAAAGAAUUUUGCUUAAUGUCAUUAAAAAAAAUGGGGGAACUAUUAUUACUUCCAUACAUACAGACCCAGAUUACUUAAUUGUUCCUAGUAACAUUCCAUUAGAGACAUUAGAUCUUCAUCAAAAUUCAACGUCAAAUAUAUACAUAGUCACUGAAUUUUUCAUUGAACGAUGUCUGCAUUACAAAUUAUUAAUUAAUCCACCAGACACUUGGAGCAAACCAUUUUAUUUUACCGAUAGUUUCCAUUUAAUUCCUAACCCUAAAAUAUUGCAUAAAAGUGAAGAAGAUCACUUAUCUUUGACAGUUGCAAUAACAGGAUUUCAAGGGGUAGAAUUAUUACAUUUAACAAAAAUAUUAGCAAUAUUAGAAAAUAAAGGUGUUAAAUAUACAGAGUAUGUUAAUAAAAAUAUUGAUUUAUUAUUGCUCAACCUUUCUGCAUUAACUUCGAUAAAUGAAGAUUACGUCUUAUGGACGAAUAAUUAUAAAGAUUUAUUUCAAUUAAACAAAAAAUAUCUUAAGAAUGAUACGGAUAGUCAGGCUGCAGUGUUUAGAAAUUCAUUAAAACGUAAACUUGGAUUUGUUAAACAUGUUGGAACGAUUCCAGUAGCAACUCCAGCGUUUAUUAUGGAAAUAUUUAGAAAGACUAGUCAUUUUAUGUAUAAUCCAGAUUAUUCAAACAAUUUUAUUAGAAUAAAUGAUACCAAUUGGUGUAUUUUCUGUCCCAAGAAUGAUUCAAAUAGCUAUGAGAUUAGUAUCAAAAAAGGCAUAAUUACAUCACCAGAAAAGGAUAUAUCUAAUCCCAUCAGAGAAGUAAAGAGGAAACGGCCUAAUUUGUCCGAAUCUCGUAGUUAUAAGAUAUGCAAAACAAUCUUCAAUGAUAUGAAUAGUCCAAGUAAGUUAUCAGAUUUGCACUCACCAUCAAAUUCCAUUAAAAACAAUUUUAAGGAAAGCACUAAAGAGGCAAUGUCUAAGUUUAGAGAACCUAGAAAAUUGUCGUAUGGUAAUUCAAAAUCAUCAUUAUCGAAUGAAUCUCAUGUACUACAAUUAGAUAAUGUUCCAGAUCUUUCAAGAUCAUCAUCCAACUUAGAUAGUAAUGCUAAAGUCACUGAUUUUAGUAUAAAAAGAUCACGCAUAGAUAACGGUGUGGUUAACAAAAUAGAAAGGUCUUCAAGUUGGGGUGCCAUGCUCUCUAGUAGUCAGCAUAAUCCAUCCAAGGAAGAAAACUCAGAUACAUCUUUUUCUGUCUCAGAUAAAGAGGAAAGUCAAAUUGGUACUACACAAGUAGUUUAUGGAAUUGGUGAUGGUAAUCAUAAGAAAAAAAAUACUGAUAUUCAAAGACGACCCUUGACAAGAAAUCAAGUUAAAAGGCUAGAAUUGUAG